ACAGCAGAAUGGAAAAAUUUGAAUAAGCGUAGCUGUAGCGUUAUUUAGAUAAAUUGACUAGGCAGUGUGCAACUGCAGAGUCUGAAUGUCUCAGGGAUUACUUUGCGUGCGAGUCAGCGGAGGCUGCUUGCAGAGGAAGGGGCUGUGAGGUGUUCAAGAUGGCGGCGCCCUGUGGAGUGCAGCGACUCUGACAGUGGUGCCUGGAGACUGUAUUGGCCGGAGGCUCAGGGAGCCCUCCAGGCAGGGCAGCAGGACACUGUGAGAGACACGACUGGGACACCCCCCCCCCCCCCCCCCCCCCCCCCCUCCUACCUCCCCCUCCACCACUGUCACCAUGGCGAGAGAGCAGCCCAACGUAGGGGACCUCCUCCCUCUCCUGGAGUCCUCUGACAUCCACCAACUGGAGGAGAUUAAAGGCCUUAUCAAUGAGAAUCUCAGCACUGAGCGAGGGGCCAUGCUGCUGAAUGGACUGGUGGACUACUUCCUGGAGACUAAUUCGGCCCAGGCCAUUCAUAUUCUCUCCUCUGUCAGAGAGCCACAUGAUAAGCACCUACUGGACAAGAUGAACGAGUGUAUGACCAAACAGGCCUGCCGGCUGCCUACCCUCACCCUGCUAGGCCACGUGGUCCGCAAGCAGCCUUCCUGGAUCCACAAGAUCGCCCGCUACCCGCUGCUUCUCUCACUGCUUAAAUGCCUCAAGACGGAUUUAGACGUGGUGGUCCUCAUAACUGGAGUCCUGGUGUUGAUCACUCUGCUCCCCAUGAUCCCCCAGGCUGGCAAACAACACCUGUAUGAGUUCUUUGACAUCUUUGGUCGCCUGGCUUCCUGGAACCUGAAGAACCCAGGGCACAUCUCCGAGGUGUACCUCAUCCACCUACACGCCAGUAUCUACUCGCUUUUCCACCGUCUCUACGGCAUGUACCCCUGCAACUUUGUGUCCUACCUGCGCUCCCACUACAACAUGAAGGAGAACAUGGACACCUUUGAGGAAGUGGUGAAGCCAAUGCUGGAACAUGUCCGUAUACAUCCAGAACUAGUGACUGGAACUAAAGACCAUGAGCUUGAUCCCACCAGGUGGAAGAAGUUUGAGAUUCAUGACAUCGUUAUAGAGUGUGCCAAAGUGUCUCUGGACCCCAAGGAGGCGUCGUGUGAGGAGGGCUAUGCGACCAUGCCCGGGAACUUCUACCCCCACCCGGAGCUUCGCCCACAAGAGUCCGUCUCCAGCCCCUACACAGACUUCCUCAACAGCUAUGGAAGCUCCUCUUCAACCCCUUUCUCUACCCCCCACCAGCCACUGGCACCUCCCCUGUCCCUGGCCCCUCUCCCAGGGACACAGUCCUUGUAUCGCAGCCCCCAGACGUCCAGAAGUCAGAACUCUAGCUGUGAACUCGACUCCACCUGUGGGGUAAAGGAACUUUGGAGUCCCUCCUCCCUGUGUGGCAUGGCCACUCCCCCUUCCUCUAGGGGCAUGUCACCCAACCAAGAGCUCUCCCAUAGUGCCUCUCACCUCCCAGGCCACCGCCUCCACAGCACAUCAGCAGGUGGCAAAGGCACGCCUGCCUCCAGCACUCCUGUCACCUCCUCCCCACCCCACACCCCCUCUGAUUUCCCUAUCAUCCCCCUGCUCUCCAACACCACCAGUCCACCACAGAAGGAUGGUCACCCUGUAGAAGCAGCCAAACACAGCCUGGUGAGGCAGGAACCAAUCAGAGAUCCUGAAAAAGAUCCUGAAAAAGGGGGAGAAGUCAUCAACAGAGAUGUAGGUGGUGGUGGUGAGAUCGUUUCCAUGACGCUGUCAGUCUUUAUGAAGGAGCAUGAGCUUCAGCAGAGGACAGAGAGGGAAGAGACUGCCAUCUCAGAGGAGCUCCUGAAAAUCACGGAGGACAAGCGGGACUUGGCCGGCCUGAGGGGCUUUGAUUCCCUGUUCUACCGCACCACCGAGACCCUGACAGGUACCCAGGAGAAGCCCCUGCUCAACCCCCCACUGGGCGGCCCCGUGCCGCCCCGGGACCCCCACAAUGCUGUGUCGACCUCAGACAAUGCACUGGAGAAUACCCAGGGGGCUAUUGGUGGAGAUGGGGACAGUAGUAGGGGCUCGGCCCUGGACCAGUCCUGGUCUAUUGAACCUGUGUGUCCUUUCAGCCCCAUCCAACACCAUCUCCACCAGAGCCUCUCUGCCCUGGAGGAUGAGGUGGCCAAGUUCGGUGGCCUUUUCUCGCCAAGCCGCCCAAUGAAGAACCCCUCCCUGCCCUAUGAGGCCCUGUUUGACCUGGCUCUGCCCCGGGCUGCAUCCCUCUUCGUUGGGAGGAGGACGUCGGAAGCCCGGGGCAGAGCUGCCCUGGAGAGGCUGUGCCAGCGGCAGGAGAGACUGGAGGACCGGGAGGAGGAGGGCGAGGGGAUGGUGUCUGCUUCCCCCCUGGAGGUGCUAGAUCACCUUGUUCAGCAGGGCAGCGACACCCACGACAAGGUGCUCAAGAGAUUACCUUUGCCAAGCAAGUCAGCUGACUGGACACAUUUUGGAGGCUCUGCUCCGCUGGACGAGCUGCACACGUUGCGUAGCCAGCUGCUCCUGCUGCACAGCCAGCUGCUGUACGAGCGCUACAAGAGGGAGCAGCACGCCGUCCGCAACCGACGUCUACUGCGCCGCGUCAUCAACGCCACUGCACUGGAAGAGCAGAACAAUGCUAUGAAGGACCAGCUGGACCUGCAGAGUGUGGACGUGGUGACUCUGAAGGAGAGUCUGCAGGUGGAGCAGCAGCGCUGCAGACAGCUGUGGGAUGACAGAGAGACUGUGGUCACCAGACUACACAGCCAGGUCCGCCAGCUACAGCAGGGCCGGGACGACUACUACACCAAGAACCAGGAACUGCAGAGUCAGUUGAAUGAGUAUCAGAAGAAGAUGACUGACCUGGAGGCAGACCUACAGAGAGCCAACAACAAGGUGUGUCACACAGGGCACCUUCUCAACCAGAUGACCAUCAAGCUGAGCACCAGUGAGAGCACCCAGCAGCAGAUGAGUUUCUUGAACAAGCAGCUGCUGCUCCUGGGGGAGGCCCACAAGCUGGAUGUACUGCAGCAGCAGCAUACGGGCUCAGACAACACCAAGGAGGCCCAGAUGGUGCAGGCGUCCUGGGGGAAGGAGGUUGAGAGGCUGAGGCAGAGCCUGCUGCAGCAGGGCCAGAAGCUGGAGGCAGCGCAGCAGAGGGUGGGUGAGCUGGAGACUCAGCUCACCAAGAAGGAACACCUCAUCGUGGAGCAGAAGAAGUUCCUGGAGGAUGUCAAGGGCCAGGCCAAGGGUGAGCUGCAGGCGUCAGAGAGCAGGUACCAGGCCCAGAGGAGAGCGACGCAGCUCCUGCAAACGGAGCUGCUGCACCUCUAUAGCAGGCUAGAGAUGGAGGGUCAUGCCUGCCUUACCACAGCCUCAGCAGCAGGGGGCAGCAGUACCGAUCCUGGCCCUCCUAUAGACUCUAGUAUCAUGGAACCAGAUGGACCUGUCACAUUGGGGACCAAUGAGUGGUCUGAUGACAGCAGACCAUCUCAGUCCCCACGGGGCAACGGCAGCACUUUAUUGCCAGGGCAACCAAAGGCGAACAACCAACCCAAAGCGUCCCCUGUCAACUCCGCCAGCAGCAUCCAGGACAUCCCCCCGCCUCUCCUUGUGGAGCCCUCUUUUUUCUGUCCCCAUGCUCCCCUGGCCACCCCGCUGCCCCCUGACGCCGCCCCCCUCACCGUUGGCUCCUACCCCAGCGCCAACAGCUUCCUGGGCAUGAGGGCGCGGGAGCUGUUCCGGAACAAGAGCGAAAGCCAGUGUGACGAGGAGCCCCCCCACCUGGCCGGCCUUUCACAGGGCCUGAAGACUGAGCUGUGUGUGGAGCCCUUAUUUCCCCCACUGGGGAAUGCUCUGACAUGUCCUGUCUCUGUCCCUACCCUUGCCCCUGUCCCUGCCCCUGCCCCUACCCUUGCCACUGUCCCUGCCUCUAUAGUAGGGGCCCCUCUCACUGUGCCUGCCAAGGAGCACCCGCCUGAAACCAGGCAAAGGGCUAUCAAGCAGGAGAGUCCUAGGAGGAAAAUGGGAGGAGCAAGGGGAGGGGAAGCGGAAGCGGCAGCGGCCAGCGCAGCACAACCCAAACAGCAAUUUAGGAUUAUGGACUACAACGAAACACAACAAGAGCACAAUUAAAGAGACACCAAACUGAGAGAGAAGAGGUUGUCUGGAGCAAGAGCUACAAGCAGUAGAACCAUAAGAGUUGAAGACAAAGCUCUGUUAAAUUCAGUGUUAUCCCAUUCCCUCAAGUGGACAACAGGAUUUGAACCACUGAUUGAUUUAAUCCCAGAUUUAAAGAUGGGAAUGAAGGUUUAAAUAAGGUCAUUUAACAAUCUACCAGCAGAGACCACAUUAUAUAUCUGGUCUGAUUGCAGUUAUACUUAGACAUUUAUAUACUUAGACAUUUGGGAGUUAUAUUUUCAGGAAACAAUUUCAUAUAAAUAGAGACCCUAUUUCCAAAUUUGUUGUUUGAAGUUAUAAGAAUAUGCCAUAUUGGGUCCAAAACAAGUUAGACAAGUAUAAAACACUAAAAGUAUGAGAGGGCCUUUUCAUUAGUCUUGUAGGGUGUGAGAAAGGGAUGGUUAUGAAAGCCUGGUUUUGGUUGGCUAUUGUCUUGAGCACCUGUACUGAUGUUGUAUGAGGGAGGUGGGUUGGGGUGGUGUGAUCCUCAAGGCUUGGGGAGUAGCUGUGCCAAGUAUGAGAUGUUGUCAAUGAUUCCAACUCCUCUGCUAUGCUUGGGGAGGAACCUGGGAGUUUGACUGUUUUCAUUGUAGAUAAAAUAUAGGAGGAGGAUUGCUUUUUUCCAUGCUGGUUUCAUUAUGUUCCUGACAGAAAUGACCUUUAGUAUGCGUUGAAGAGGGAGAGUGUGUAUGCAUGCAUGCAAGUGUAUGUUUAAGUCAUGUUUCAAUCAUUUAGAAAUGCUUUUUUAUGAGUAGUGACAAAUAUGAUACUUAAAGUACUUGUAACUUUCUGCAACUAAUGUUGCUCAUGAUAACCACUUAUCUUGACUUUAAAUCACACGUGUUAUGUUAGUUCUGACAAAUCAUUUGCAUUACAUCAACCUGUGUGAAGCAGUAUUUUCUGUUCGAGUUCACUAACCGAAAGUGAACAGAAAGACAGUGCCAAACAUUUACCAGAUAUUGAAUACAACCAUUUCAAAAUGACUCAUUGACCUCACCAAGUGCUCCUAUUCUAGUUCGGUGUCUGGGUGUCUCUCAAAAGGGCUGAUUGCUGUAUAAAAGGUUUGCAUGUGUCCUCUUGUCAUAGCUACAGUGAGUCUGAAAAGAAAACAAAAAACAAGUCUCUGCCAAUUGAUUCUUAUUGGUCCUACUGACCUAUGACAGUCAGAAUUGCCUCUUUCUUUUGGGUUCUUCCAUGUGUUUAAAUGGUCAUAAAUCCUGUUGUCCACUGUGAACUUCAGCUGUUAUUCCCUCUGCCUUGCUAUCUAAAGCAUGUUCAACAAUCCACUUUAAUGCCAACAGUAUAGUAGUAGGAACUACAACAAACCCAAGAUAGAAGGUACAAUCAAGCGUGGACUGAAUGGAAAGCUUGAACUGGGAUUCCUUUUGGAGCUGGAGAUUUUGAAAAAAGGCAAAAAAAACAAAGUUCUUAAGCAGUUGCUUGUGUUUAACUGUGAACAAUAAAAAUCCUCUUCAAUGUUUUGCACUACA
Molecule: messenger RNA, 5715 nt
Organism: Salvelinus namaycush (lake trout)
Lineage: Eukaryota; Metazoa; Chordata; Actinopteri; Salmoniformes; Salmonidae
Product: hamartin-like
Exons: 22
Coding region: 335-4180 (1281 amino acids)
Biological process (GO): negative regulation of cell population proliferation; regulation of cell cycle; negative regulation of TOR signaling
Cellular component (GO): TSC1-TSC2 complex
Source: RefSeq, a predicted model, not a curated record